Gorilla gorilla gorilla (western lowland gorilla) is the source of this 2910-nucleotide messenger RNA. It is a transcript of the gene NCK2, whose product is annotated as NCK adaptor protein 2. The record is from RefSeq and is a predicted model, not a curated record. The transcript is spliced from 5 exons. Gene Ontology annotation, biological process: regulation of Rho protein signal transduction; negative regulation of endoplasmic reticulum stress-induced eIF2 alpha phosphorylation; negative regulation of PERK-mediated unfolded protein response. Gene Ontology annotation, molecular function: receptor tyrosine kinase binding; actin binding; signaling adaptor activity. Gene Ontology annotation, cellular component: plasma membrane; cytoplasm. The coding region runs from base 676 to 1818 and encodes 380 amino acids. Lineage: Eukaryota; Metazoa; Chordata; Mammalia; Primates; Hominidae.
GAUGAAUCACUUGACCUGAAAACAAGGACUUUCGCUUUGCUAGAAAAUUAAGGACAGAGUUUGUGGAAUGGACUGCUCUUGGGUUUUCCUUAGAAGAAGCUUGUGAGAAGCACAGUUUCUGUUCGUAAGAGUGGGCUUAAACCAGGUGAUCUCCAAAGAUUUCCUUCAACUCUCAAGUUGAAAGAGGCCUUGCUGAGGAAACAGGCAGCUAAUGGGCAGAGCAUCAAACCAGGGGGGUCUAGGUCCAGGCCCGGGCGCUUCCUGCUGUCAGACUGCCUCCUCACAUCAGCAGGCAUUCCUGGGAUUCACAGCAACAAAAGAGCCCUCUGCUUUGAAAGGGGUUCAGUCUGUCUCUUCUGUAGUCUGGACUCUGGAAUCUAGAGAUUCGCUGAAGCUCACGUCCCAGGGUCUUGACGUAGUGUGAAGUUCUGAGUGAUUUCCUAAAGACGGUGUCCUGAACCAUGGGCCUGUGGUGAUUUCAUGUGUUCCUUGUAUACAAGCGACGUCCCAGAUUAUAAUUCUCUGCUGAGAUUUGAGUUGGAUUUGAGAAUUUGGAGAAUCCCUGCAGCUGUGUAACUUCAGAGGUGUAAUUAGCUGAAAACAUCAUCGUUUUGAAGAGUUCUGCGUUUUGCCAGUCACCUCUCAACUGUGUGCCAAAGAAGGACUCCAUGAAAGAUGACAGAAGAAGUUAUUGUGAUAGCCAAGUGGGACUACACCGCCCAGCAGGACCAGGAGCUGGACAUCAAGAAGAACGAGCGGCUGUGGUUGCUGGACGACUCCAAGACGUGGUGGCGGGUGAGGAACGCGGCCAACAGGACGGGCUAUGUGCCGUCCAACUACGUGGAGCGGAAGAACAGCCUGAAGAAGGGCUCCCUCGUGAAGAACCUGAAGGACACACUAGGCCUCGGCAAGACGCGCAGGAAGACCAGCGCGCGGGAUGCGUCCCCCACGCCCAGCACGGACGCCGAGUACCCCGCCAAUGGCAGCGGCGCCGACCGCAUCUACGACCUCAACAUCCCGGCCUUCGUCAAGUUCGCCUAUGUGGCCGAGCGGGAGGAUGAGUUGUCCCUGGUGAAGGGGUCGCGCGUCACCGUCAUGGAGAAGUGCAGCGACGGUUGGUGGCGGGGCAGCUACAACGGGCAGAUCGGCUGGUUCCCCUCCAACUACGUCUUGGAGGAGGUGGACGAGGCGGCUGCGGAGUCCCCAAGCUUCCUGAGCCUGCGCAAGGGCGCCUCGCUGAGCAAUGGCCAGGGCUCCCGCGUGCUGCAUGUGGUCCAGACGCUGUACCCCUUCAGCUCAGUCACCGAGGAGGAGCUCAACUUCGAGAAGGGGGAGACCAUGGAGGUUAUUGAGAAGCCCGAGAACGACCCCGAGUGGUGGAAAUGCAAAAAUGCCCGGGGCCAGGUGGGCCUCGUCCCCAAAAACUACGUGGUGGUCCUCAGUGACGGGCCUGCCCUGCACCCUGCGCACGCCCCACAGAUAAGCUACACCGGGCCUUCGUCCAGCGGGCGCUUCGCGGGCAGAGAGUGGUACUACGGGAACGUGACGCGGCACCAGGCCGAGUGCGCCCUCAACGAGCGGGGCGUGGAGGGCGACUUCCUCAUUAGGGACAGCGAGUCCUCGCCCAGCGACUUCUCCGUGUCCCUUAAAGCGUCAGGGAAGAACAAACACUUCAAGGUGCAGCUCGUGGACAAUGUCUACUGCAUUGGGCAGCGGCGCUUCCACACCAUGGAUGAGCUGGUGGAACACUACAAAAAGGCGCCCAUCUUCACCAGCGAGCACGGGGAGAAGCUCUACCUCGUCAGGGCCCUGCAGUGACGGCGCCCCGGCCCCACACUCGCCUCCCGGGCCCCACGGUGGAGCUGCCCGCCCGGCCUUGUGGCAGAGGCUCCUCCCGCGGGGACGGCCCCGACGGCUUCUCUGCGAGUCUCUCUUUAUGUUCAGGUCGCUUGGUCGGUUUGUCUCCCAUUUGCCAUCCAGGCCUCACACCCACACUCGAGCCCACCCGGCCGGCCAGCUUUAGAGGAGGGGAGGAGCAGGGCGAGUUCACAUUAUUCCUUUUCCAUCGGAAAUGGCGCUCGUGCAUUCAACUCGUUCCCGCUCAUGGAACCCCUCUUUAAAAAGACGCAGGGCACCUGUGAGCGCAGGAGCGAGCCUAAGGCCACCCAGCGGCAGCGCCCGUGUCCUGGGCACUCAGCGUGCUGGGCAGAGCAGGUGCGAUGGCCCCAGUCCUAGCAGCCCUCGCCCAUGUCCUGUGCCCUUACAUGGCUCCCGGACUGUGCAGGGAGCCGACACGUUUGCUGAUAGCAAUACUGGAACCACCGGGUGCGAUGGCAGUGAGGAGACUGCCCAGUGCCUUUGGGGCUGUGCUUGCAAUAAAGAAAGAAUUUCCUGGAAAGGCAGUCUGCAAAAGAGGGAACCAGUGACUCAGAAAGACAGAUGUUUUGGUAAUUUACCCCAAAUGUGCCAUCCACAUAGUGCUUUUUCCUCUUGCCCUUCGGCUUGUUUGAAUCUCACAAUUAUGUAUUUAAUUCUCAAAGAAAUAUGUAUCUGUAGCCGUUUGUUGACACUAAUACAGAUGAUUAAGGAAAACAGCUGAUCUUUGGGGAAGGGAGCUACCAACACUUUAUACACACACACACGUGCACACACACACACACACUAUAUAUAUAUUAUUUACAGGGAAAUUUUUCAGGGUUUACAAAAGAGUAUGUGAUUGGUAGUAAGAGAGACACAGAAUGUUUAUGAAGACAUUGCAUUUUCUUUUUCCUUUACAUUUGAACUUCUUUAUAGUUUAAAUAUACAGUCUUGAGAUGGCACAUUCCUAUGAUUGAAGAAGGGGUCUUGAGAUCCCCUAAACUUGCAUACCCAGUUUUUUGGAUAUUGUAAUAAAAAAAAGUAUUAUGACAA